Messenger RNA from Scheffersomyces amazonensis, 1197 nucleotides. RefSeq names its product S8 family peptidase. Bases 1 to 1197 code for a protein of 398 amino acids. Gene Ontology annotation, biological process: proteolysis. Lineage: Eukaryota; Fungi; Ascomycota; Pichiomycetes; Serinales; Debaryomycetaceae. The transcript is spliced from 2 exons. The record is from RefSeq and is a predicted model, not a curated record. Gene Ontology annotation, molecular function: serine-type endopeptidase activity.
AUGUCUCCUUUUUUUCCUAGUGUAAUUUUGUCUAAUCGGUGCAGUUACGGAACUGACACUUUAUUUAUAUAUGAAAUAUAUUGCUUAUUCAAAGAUGAUAUCACAGAAGAACAAAGGCUGGUACAUUUAUCUAGCUUAGAAAAUUCAGGGAUUGAAACCUUUUUCUUGGGUAACUCUUUCCAAGGCUACUUUGGUCAAUUGACGGAUUUACAACUAGAAAUUCUUCGUGACGACCCAGCUGUAGAUUAUGUUGAAGAAGACUACAUUGGUGAGAUCGCUAAUUUUAGAGUACAAAAAGAUGCAACAUGGGCCUUAUCCAGUAUCAGUCACCGUUCCAUCAAUAAAUCAGAGGAGUACUUAUAUGAUGACCAAGGGGGGGAAGGGGUCACUGUAUAUGUAAUAGAUACUGGAAUCAAAAUAGACCAUGAACAGUUUGAAGGAAGAGCCGAAUGGAUAGCAUCGUUGGCAUUUCCUUAUCUCGAAGUAGAUUAUACUGGGCAUGGUACUCAUGUAGCUGGAAUCAUUGGAUCAAAGACGUAUGGAGUGGCUAAGAAGUCUAAGCUCAAAUCCAUAGCAGUUAGCAAAUGGAUGUGGGUUUCUGCUUCAGAUUUAAUAAAAGGUUUGGAGAUAGCCUUAGGUGACCACUUACAAGCAGUUAAUCGAAGAGAAAAGGGAUUCAAGGGAUCAGUUAUCAAUCUUUCUAUUGCUCUUGCCAAUUCCACUGCUGUGAACAUGGCUAUAGAAACUGUGAUUAAAGCUGGGAUUCAUGUCGCUGUUGCCGCAGGGAACAACGGUUUCGAUGCGUGCCAGUUAUCUCCAGCAAAUGCACCAUCGUCUAUAUGUGUUGGAGCUAUUGGUCCUGAUAAUAAUAUCACAGACUUUUCUAAUUGGGGUCCAUGUGUAGAUAUUUUUGCCCCGGGAUAUCGUGUGAAGUCUACUUUCAUCGUUGGUGGAACUGCUGAAAUGGCAGGCACAUCAAUGUCAUCUCCACACGUCGCUGGGAUCCUAGCCUAUUUGUUGUCGUUGUAUCCAGAACAAGGAUCUGAGUAUGCCAUAGAUGUUAGCACAGAGUCACUCAAAGCAAUAUUGUUAAAACAUGCUACAAAGGGUGUUAUAGGUGGAUUAGACGAUGCCACACCGAACUUAUUAGCUUACAACGGAGGAUUCACCAACUUCUGGAAGUUAGAUACUGUCUGA